AUAUUUAUAUAUAAAAAAAUAUUUUUUUUAUAAAAAUAUUUAUCAUCUAAUUAUAAAAUUUUAAUCAAGAAUUAGUCAUUUUAUGCCAAUUGGAAAUAAAAACGAAAACGAUGGUAGCCCCCUGAAUGAAUUUUCAGGGCUCUCCAUCUCAAAUGAAAAAGGAAGCUCAAGCAGUAACUCUACCACUAGCGAACCAUAUGUUCCACCAUCAAGAAGAAACAAGAUGAGCGGUAAUCAAGGUUCAAGAGACAAUGAUAACAAUUCACCAUAUGACUCUAGACAAGGUGAAAAUAGAUUCUCUAAUGAUUCUCCAUUUAACAGAAAAGCCGGUUUCGAAAACCGUGGUAAUGAUGGAAGAAGAGAUAGUAACAACUAUAAUAAUAAUAGAGAUUAUAAGAGUCCAUCAUUCUCAAGAAAUAACAACUGGGGUGAUAACAACAACACCACCAACAACAGAGAACCACCAAGAGGUGGCAAUUACACCUAUUCACCAAACAAUUCUUUCAAUCGUCAAUCAGGCGCCUCAGGAAACACUUUUGGUAAUAGAAGUAGCUCAUUCGGUAAACCAGCCAACAAAAAUGAUCGUUACUACGAUAGAUGGAAUCAAUUUAAAGAUACUAGACAUUUCCCAGAUAUGAAGAGAGAAAUUAUCGAUUUAGAAGAAGAUAAAGUUGAAGAAAUUUUCAAAACAAAUGGUAAUGUUGGUAUUGAUUUCAACUCUUAUGAUGACGAUGAUAUUUCAAUUGAAACCAGUGAACAUAUUUGUGCUCCAUUAAUUUCUUUCACCGAUGUUGAUUUAGGUGAUGUUAUUCUCAGUAACAUUAAAUAUGCCAAAUACACCAAACCAACUCCAGUCCAAAAGAGUGCUCUUCCAAUCAUCUUUAAAAACAGAGAUCUCAUGGCUUGUGCCCAAACUGGUUCAGGUAAAACUGCCGCUUUCCUUUUACCAAUCAUCUCUGGUAUCCUUUUAGAUGGUGCCCCAGAACCACCAGCUUCAUACAAACCAGGUGUUCCACGUGCUGCUGCUCCACGUGCUCUUGUUCUUGCCCCAACUCGUGAACUUGCUCAACAAAUUUACAACGAAGCCAAUAAAUUCUCUUAUGGUUCACCAAUCCAAUCCGUCGUCAUUUAUGGUGGUGCUGAAGUAUUCAACCAAAUUAAUGAACUCGACAAAGGUGUUGAUAUCUUAGUUGCCACUACUGGUCGUCUUGUCGAUCUUUUACUCCGUGGUCGUGUCACCCUCUCAAAAAUCAAAUAUUUAGUAUUAGAUGAAGCCGAUCGUAUGUUAGAUAUGGGUUUUGAACCACAAAUCCGUCAAAUUAUUGGUGAUUUCGAUAUGCCAGGCUCAAGAGACCGUCAAACUCUUAUGUUUUCAGCCACUUUCCCAAAACAAAUCCAAGCUCUCGCAUCCGAUUUCCUUUCAAAUUAUAUCUUCCUCAAAGUCGGUGUCGUUGGUACCACCCAAAAUAUCACCCAACGUAUUGAAUAUGUCAGCGAAGAAGAAAAGAAUAGCUAUCUUUUAGACUAUAUUUCUGGUUUAAAUAUUGAUGGUGCUCUCACUUUAAUUUUCGUUGAAACUAAACGUUCAUGUGAUACCUUAACUUUCUUCUUAAAUAACCGUGGUUUCCCAGCUACUUGCAUUCAUGGUGAUCUCACCCAAAGCGAAAGAGAAAACGCACUUCACAGUUUCAGCUCAUUCCAAACUCCAUUUUUAGUUGCAACUGAUAUUGCUUCAAGAGGUCUUCAUAUUCCAAACGUUAUGGUCGUAAUUAACUACGAUUUACCAACAGAUGUCCAUAUCUAUGUUCAUCGUAUCGGUCGUACCGGUCGUGCAGGUAAAAAAGGUUUAUCAAUUUCAUUCUUCAAUGAAAAGAACAAACCAGUUGGUGGCGAAUUACUCAAGUUACUCAAAGCCUCAAAUCAAGAAAUCCCAGAUUGGUUUGAAAAGAUGGUACACCAACUCCGUCUUGUUAAAGGCCCAUCAACUCAAAAAUCAAAAUACGAAUCACCUUUCAACAGAUCAUAUAACAACCAUAGAGAUGACCGUAAUGAUAACCGUGAUGUUCGUGAUACCCGUGACAACCGUAGCUAUAGCAACAACAAUAAUAGCAGUCGUGGUGGUAAUGAAAGAGGCAAUGAAAAAUCAAGCAAUGAUUACUCAAUGCACCACCCAUACUUCAACACUGGCGGUUCAUACAAUUAAAUUAUAAUCUUUUAAAUAAAUUCAUUUUUAUAACUUAAAAAUUAAAAAUAAAAAAAAAAAUUUCGUUCUUUUAUUUUAACAUUAUUAUUAGGGAUCGCCUGUUAAUGUUUUUAUAAACAAAAAAGAAUUAAAAAUAAUAUAACAAAACUUCAUAAUAUUUUACAACAUAAUUUUUUUUUAAUAAAAAAUAAAAUAAAAAAAAUUACC
This is a messenger RNA of Dictyostelium purpureum, 2410 nucleotides long. RefSeq lists its product as uncharacterized. NCBI's taxonomy places the organism in Eukaryota, Evosea, Eumycetozoa, Dictyosteliales, Dictyosteliaceae. Bases 83 to 2203 code for a protein of 706 amino acids. Gene Ontology annotation, cellular component: nucleus. The record is from RefSeq and is a predicted model, not a curated record. Gene Ontology annotation, molecular function: RNA helicase activity; ATP binding; RNA binding. The transcript has 3 exons.